CAUUGGUGAAAGUAAAUGAUUCAUCAGCCAGUUUAAAAUGUUCCAUUUGUGCAAGGCUUUCCUGUUUCUUUGGGGAGUAAGAGGGAUCAUAACCACAGUCACAAGACUGAUCUCACUGUCAGAGACAGCUGCCCUCAACAGUUGCUAUAUUCCAUCAAAGAUGAAGAUCGUUGUCUUCUUGGUGUUCAUGUUAGAUGUUUCUCUAUCGGAGAGUCUGGUGAGUGUGAGGACUGAGAUGCAUGGACUGUUUAGGUUGACGCUGCAGUACCAUGUUGCCUACAACAACCAUGUAAAGACCUGCUGUAAAUUCUCUACAUAUGGUUGUUCUGAACUGAUGGAUAGUACCGGAGCUGUUCUUGAUCGUCUCAGGUCCAGAACAAACUUCUACAAGUACAAUGGUGGCUUCGUAUUUACGAUAUCGAACGCAAAGCUGGAGGAUGCUGGAGUAUACAGAUGCAGUAUUCUAGAUUACCCCCAACACUUUGUUGAUUUUAAAGUGGAAAUUCAAGAGGUGAACCGUGUUGUACCUCCACCUCCAAUCAAGUCCACCCUCACACCCUCCACUGGCACCUCCAAGCAUGUCUUGUUUAAAAAUCUGAACAACCGUUCCAGUGUUUCUGUAGGUCUGUCUGUUCCCAUGGCUGCAGCUCUGGGCACUAUCCUGCUCAUCAUCCUGCUCACCGUCAGCACAGCAGCCAUUGUUUUGAUCCGUCGCAGAGUAAAGGCAACAACAGACAAUACUGGAGCAGCUACAUGUGACUCACCCCACCACAAGGUUGAUGCAAGUUCUAAAUCUGGACAACCCUUCUGUGACUCACUGUCAACUGGGGUGGAAGAGGUUGCCUAAACAAAAGCCUACUGUAUCUGUAUUUCAGAGCUGAACAGUGUAAUUUACACCAUGGUGGACUUCAAACCUCAUAAGGAGGAAGUGCUAUAUGCUAACCUGCGUACUCAUAGACCCAGAGCCCAGGACCCAGACCCAGCCUUUCCCACACAGCACCCAGGCUCUGUGGAGUACUCCAUGCUGGCUAUGGGCCACUCUACCUAGCACUCAUGUAGGAAAGGAUUCCUUAUCUGUUUGUGGACCUACUGUAUAUUUCCCUGAUGAUCAUUCCUGAAGUAUUGUCUGUGAACUCUAUGUGCCAACAAUAUAGGUGUUUGUUUUGAUUCAGCACACACAUUUUGUGUGAAAUUAUUUGAGGUGGUAUUUUUCUCAG
Messenger RNA from Hypomesus transpacificus, 1217 nucleotides. RefSeq lists its product as uncharacterized. Gene Ontology annotation, cellular component: plasma membrane. Gene Ontology annotation, molecular function: transmembrane signaling receptor activity. NCBI's taxonomy places the organism in Eukaryota, Metazoa, Chordata, Actinopteri, Osmeriformes, Osmeridae. The coding region runs from base 38 to 847 and encodes 269 amino acids. The transcript has 6 exons. The record is from RefSeq and is a predicted model, not a curated record.